Crotalus tigris (Tiger rattlesnake) is the source of this 3660-nucleotide messenger RNA. RefSeq names its product small integral membrane protein 29 (gene SMIM29). Bases 370 to 675 code for a protein of 101 amino acids. The record is from RefSeq and is a predicted model, not a curated record. Lineage: Eukaryota; Metazoa; Chordata; Lepidosauria; Squamata; Viperidae. The transcript is spliced from 6 exons.
CUUCCCCUCUAAUGUACGGGGAAGUCACGCGCCUUUUGGCUUCUGCCGGUGUUUGAAAGCGCGAGAAGCUCGAGAGCUGCAGAAACGGGAGGGCGCGUGUGUUUGUUUGCAGCAACCAAACGUUUCCCCGGAGGAGCUGAGGGGAGGAAGGGAGUUCGAGGCGAGACUUCCGGGAAGAAGAUGAGUGUUGCGGAGGUGUUUUUAUAUAUGGAGAUGCUGUUGUAAACCUGGGAAUGCCGAAGAGGUAAGCGCUGCCGUUGCUGGAAACAGGAGGAAUAGAGGAAUUAAGCCUCGGCUUGAACACUAGGUGGACUUCCCAAUGAUGACAGGAGCUGCUUCUCCGAUCUUGUCAAGCAAGUUUUCUAUGCCAUGAAUAAUACCACCAUGCCCACUUCUGCUGGGCCAACCAAUGACUCCCUGGUGGGCUAUAUUCUAGUGCCGUUUUUCCUUAUCACUAUUGCUGGCAUCAUCAUGGCAGUGAUGAUGUAUAUCCAGAAAAAAAGGAGAUACGAUCGACUACGCCAUCAUCUGUUGCCAAUGUACAGUUAUGAUCCUGCAGAGGAGCUGCAUGAGGCUGAGCAAGAACUCCUAGUGGAGCCGGACGACACUAAAGUCAUGCGAGGUUGGGGAGGAUACCAGCCUUAUCGCAAUUCAUUUAUGGAUGUGAAAGCUUGAUGGUACUCAGCUCAGACUGAUCGUAAGAGUGUAGAUGGAUGACCUACCUGGCAUGUGUGCCAACCUGAAUGCCAUUAACGUUGCUGCCUUUCUUUACACUUCAGUACUACAGCCUCUUGCCAUGACUUCCAGUAACAGAAGGUGUAAUGGGUGCCAGCCAUGUCAAGGAGAUUGGCACUGGACACCUGAUACAAAGAGCAGCCUGAGGGGUUGGAGAAUUGUGUUUGGAACUAGGACAGCUUGCUAUGUGGCAUCAUUCUUCGUAUCAAUUGUCUCCUGAUUUGCAUUUUAUGUGGAUGAUGAGAUACAGGAGUUUAUGAAUUUUUGAGUAAAAUAUUACUGAAUAGCUCUUGCAUUAUGGGCAUCAAUCCUCAAAAGUUCGGCUUCAUUAAGCAAAGCAAAAACAAAGCAGUCAACCUCCAUUUCCUUUUGUGAACAAAGAGCAUCAGAAUGCAGCUGCUAUGAUAUUCCAGCACACAUUGCUAGCUGCCUUCUCUCCUUACAUGCUUAAGAAUGUAAAAGGGUGUAUUAUUUAAAAUGGUUGGAUUCCUGUAACAUGUUGCUGAACAGAUGCAAGCAAAGUGAAUAAAAUUGCCAAAUGCAUAACUCAGUGCUUGAGGGGUGGUGGUAUACUUCUUGAAAUAGGGAUAACGGGUAUAUGUCACCAGCUUUGGAAUUGUUUAUGUGUUACAUGCUGGAAGGAUGCAGUUUAGCUAGAAAGUUCAUAUAGAUGUUUAGCAUGUCUAUCAGAAAGGACUAUAGUUAUUUCUGAGAUCUAUUUUCUUUGAUGACAUGUUUGAGCUCAAUAGGGACUUACUGUAUAUUUGGUAUUUGAGAAAUCAUCUGUUUUAUAAAUAAAACUGAACCUGACUAGGAGUAACUGGCAAAACAAUCAAGCUUUUCCAGUACUAUAACCUGCUAUGCCUAUGUUUGUGAAUACAGCUUGUUACCAUUGAUAUACCUGAGAUGGACUGACAUAUUGGUGCAGUAGUGUCACUGCUGUUUUGCUGAAGCUGAAAAAAUUGUGCUACUCGUUGCUUGCUGAACUCAACAAAUGGACACAAAUUAUGCACCUAAUGAGAAAGCUGCACUGGUAACUUUGAGAAAAUGUCUUAAUGCCUUUAUGUCUUUUUCCCCCGAAGUUUUGAUUUUAAGCAAAGUUGGGGGUCUUCCACACAUUUUAAGAAAAUUGGGAUGCAACUUAUAUUGCAUAUAUCUGGUGCCUUUUGAGGUUGACAAUGUGUUCCUAAUGCAAAGAAAAAGAUUGGCAUGACAAGGCUGAAUGGCAAUGCACAUUGUAACUAUUGCUUCUCUUCCUAAACACACAAGAUUGAUGAACUGGUGGUGCAGCUACAUGGGCUGAAUUCAUGAAGAAAAUUAGUUGCCAUUUCCUGCAUCAUCUUCAAAUGAAAUCAAUAUGGACUCUGCACUGUAAUUUGUUUUAUGUUGUCCCCAUCUAUAUGCCUUUAAUUUAUAUCUCAUAUUGUUAUUACUCCUUGCUUUGUUAUGGGUCUGCAGGCAAAAAACUGCAGUCAUGAUUUACAUCCAAUCAUGAAUUUUAGUUUCUAAAUGUACUGAAUGCUUGUUCUUUCGUUUAUGUACUGCAUUUACUUCCAUACUACUAAAUGUCUCAAAAUAGAAAUAAAUUUCCCAGAUACAGAUUAUGUAUUUCCAUCCCCACAGCAGCUAAAGAAUAGAUUUAAGAGUAACCUUCAGCUUGAGGCAUUCUGAGUGUUAGAUUGCUACUUUGAUUUGUCAUAUGGUUGGAGUUAAUUUUCUGUUGGGCAAAAUGAAAAUUCCUGUUUUGAUCUUUGUAAAAAAUUAAGUCAAAUGCAGUGCACUAGUUGGAAUCAGAUAUACAAUUGGCAGAUAUCAGCUAGUGCCAGGAGCAUCAAGUCAGGAUGAUUUUGCCAUUCCUUCUUUACCUAAGUCAGCAGCUUAGGUAAAUCUUUUCUAUACCCCACACCCCUAGAACGCUUCUGAUAUAUUCUUGCACCCCUUAGAAAAGUUUGAAAUAACAGCAACGAAUUAUGCAUGUACGCUAUAAUUUUGAAAACCCAAGUUUUCGCAUCUUGCGUCCUCAGUUGGGAACCCCUGACCUGAGCAAACCUGUUCUAAACAGUUGAGCUCCCUCCAGAUCAGCAUUUGAGAGGCAAAUUGUUCUGUUUUUAGAAACAAAAGGGUUUUUUUUUUUUGUAAACAUCCAUUGGAUGCAAAAAUUAAAAUUCUAGAAUCGGUUGUAGUAGUGGUCCAUUAGUUGAUAACAGGAGUUAGAAACAAAAAGUAAUCUUUUUCUAUUUAGAGUAUAUUCAAAGUGACAUUCUGACCAAAAUAUUCUGCAGUGUAUCAUUAUGGUUGUGAAACAUGAAUUUGGGAUCCUAGCUGUAAUCCACUUUCAUUUUACAGAAAUUCUCUCCAAUUAGCUUUAGAGCAUAUUGCCAUCAAGUCUGUUUUGGCCCAGAAGCAUACUGAAAUACUCAUUUCAGAUCUGAUACUGAAGAACAUCUGGGGAUUCAGGUACUAUUUAUUGGGAAUGUGUUUCUGUUGAAUAUAGGUUACAUCUCUUUUAAAAGAAGUACCUUAAAUCUGAUUAUUCUUACAAUUAUUAGGGGUUAGGAAUCCACUAAAUUCUUAAAAAUGUAGACCACUUUUUGUCUCUGUUCAGAUUAGGAAAUAAAACCCAUGACACCCGAUCUAAUAAAGUUAGAAUUUUCUAUGUUAAUAUACUAUCAUGACAUGAUAAACUGCACCAACUUCUCUAUGCAGCUACUGAAACAUAUACAGUGCAGCCUUUCCAAUAUCUACAUUUCUCUAUCCAAGACUGUUGCUCAUGUACUUUCUUCACACAGUAGGAAUUGAAGAUAUUCAGACAGGUUUGACAAUUUUAAUUUUUUAAAGGUGUUUUUCUGGUGAUAGAUCUAAAAAUUCUAAAAAUAGUAGAAAGCAGGGAUUUUACAUCUCUCUAAUUAAAUAUUGUCGCCCAAA